Molecule: messenger RNA, 505 nt
Organism: Ostrinia nubilalis (European corn borer)
Lineage: Eukaryota; Metazoa; Arthropoda; Insecta; Lepidoptera; Crambidae
Product: general odorant-binding protein 72-like
Exons: 5
Coding region: 52-480 (142 amino acids)
Biological process (GO): olfactory behavior; sensory perception of smell
Cellular component (GO): extracellular region
Molecular function (GO): dibutyl phthalate binding; odorant binding
Source: RefSeq, a predicted model, not a curated record
UUAUAUUUAUGACCGAGAAAGAAAAAACACAGUCUUUGCUCUACUUUAACUAUGACUAAAGGAACUGAUUUGUUUUUGUUGCUGUUGGCGUUUUUUAUCAGUUCCAGUGAUGCGAUGACCAGACAGCAACUGAAAAAUUCAGGGAAAAUGCUGAGAAAAAAUUGCUUGACAAAAACAGGAGUCGCAGAAGAUUUAAUCAGCGGCAUUGAGAAAGGCAAAUUUAUAGAAGACAGAAAUGUGAUGUGUUAUAUUGCCUGCAUUUACCAGAUGACACAAGUCGUAAAAAACAAUAAACUGAACUACGAAGCGUCUAUCAAACAGGUGGACAUGAUGUACCCCAAUGAUCUAAAGGAAUCUGUCAAGAAAUCCAUCGAAAAGUGCAAAACUGGUUCCGAUAAAUACAAGGACCUCUGCGAGGCGUCAUACUGGACGGCCAAGUGUAUCUACGAGGACAAUCCGAAAGAUUUUAUAUUUGCUUAGUUCAAUAAAAACAUUCCAUUUUGUA